This is a messenger RNA of Capsicum annuum, 2170 nucleotides long. Its product is annotated as scarecrow-like protein 13. Gene Ontology annotation, biological process: regulation of DNA-templated transcription. The transcript has a single exon. Bases 198 to 1832 code for a protein of 544 amino acids. Lineage: Eukaryota; Viridiplantae; Streptophyta; Magnoliopsida; Solanales; Solanaceae. Gene Ontology annotation, cellular component: nucleus. The record is from RefSeq and is a predicted model, not a curated record. Gene Ontology annotation, molecular function: DNA-binding transcription factor activity; sequence-specific DNA binding.
UUGCUGGCUCUGACAGUUUCGUUGGCGAUGUACUGGAGUUAUCCAUUCUAGCUCUAACGCUUCAGAUUCAGCCGAGUCAUUCUCUUCGGAAAGAACCUUUGGUUUCUGUGAUGUUGUGACUAGUUUUAGUGACGACAUUUGCAGAUCACUGUGUGUUCCUUUGCCACCCUCACAGCGAGUGAGUUACUUAUUGUUAGAUGCAAGCAUCUCAGGGACCUCGAAGGAUGGGCAGUGCACAUGAAUUGUACCAUCAGCCGAUGCAGCAAGUUCAGCAAUACUACACCCCUUGCCGUGCUUUUGACAACAGCAUUUAUAACGAUAGUAGCAGCUCGGGGACACAGAUUUCUUUAAAGACACAGAAUGAACAGUUCUUCAUUAUGGAUUCAUUUCCGGUUACUGACUGUGCCAUCUACGAUGCAGCUCCUUCCGUAAGCGUCUCUUCCAACAGGAGCCCUUUCUCUCCUCAAUGCUCUCCGUCUUGCAUGUCUGAGCCACGUCGUUCCUUUGAGAACGCGUGUAUUUCAUCUGCAAGUGGAUGUUCAGGAGCUGAUGAUGGCAGCGGAAAGAAGCACGUGCUGAGGGAGCUGAAUAAUAAGUUGCUAAGGCCUGAAUAUGAUAUAGAUGACAGCUGCAGUUGCUCCUUCGAUGAUGCAGUCGCAAAAUCUUCUUCCUUGACAUGGCGGAAUCAAGUAUUGGAUGUAGCCUCAAGAUUGGACUUAAAUGAUCUGCUCAUUUCCUCUGCUGAAGCAGUAGCAGAAGCUGAUGUCACGACUGCAGAAAUUCUGCUGAGUGUCUUGGAGAAAAGGGUAUCGAUUUCCGGGGAACCUAUGCAACGUCUGAGUGCGUAUAUGUUGGAAGGGCUAAGAGCACGAUUAUUAUCAUCAGGUAGUAUCAUAUACAAAAAACUGAAGUGCAACGAACCAACUAGCUCAGAAUUGUUGUCCUACAUGGACGUCCUCUAUCACAUCUGCCCUUACUUCAAGUUCGCUUAUAUGUCCGCCAAUGUUGUCAUAGGCGAAGCCAUGAAGAACGAGAGUAGAAUCCACGUCAUCGAUUUUCAAAUUGCACAGGGAAAUCAAUGGGUGUUCUUCAUCCACUAUCUGGCUCGUCGUCCUGGUGGUCCUCCAUUUCUCCGCAUCACAGGCGUUGAUGAUUCCCAGUCAGCUCAUGCACGUGGUGGAGGACUUCAGCUAGUUGGUGAAAGGUUAGCAACCAUUGCCGAGUCCUGUGGAGUGCUUUUCGAAUUCCAUAAUGCUGCACUGUCAGGCUGUCAGGUCAAACUAGAGGACCUACAAGUUAGACACGGAGAAAGCCUGGCGGUUAACUUCCCUUUCAUGUUGCACCACAUGCCCGAUGAGAGUGUAAGCACUAUGAACCAUCGAGACCGCCUAUUAAGAUUAGUCAAGAGCUUAUCUCCCAAAAUCGUCUCCCUAGUUGAACAAGAAAUGAACACCAAUACCGCCCCUUUCCUGCUAAGGUUCCGUGAAACUCUAGAUUACCACAAAGCAAUGUUUGAGUCGGUCGAUGUAGCUCGUCCGAGGGAUGACAAACUGCGGAUCAGCGCAGAGGAGCAUUGUAUUGCACGGGACGUUGUCAAUCUCAUAGCAUGUGAAGGGGCUGAUAGAGUGGAAAGACAGGAACCUUUUGGCAAGUGGAAGUCAAGACUUACGAUGGCUGGAUUUACACAAUGCCCGUUGAGUCCAUCAGUUGGAGAGGCCAUCAACGGCAUGUUGAAAGAAUAUAGCUCAAAUUAUAGCCUUGCCGAAAGCCAGGGGGUGCUUUAUCUCGGAUGGAAGACCAGAGCUUUAGCAACUUCUUCCGCUUGGCAAUGACCUCGUUCAUUGCCUUCGCGUUCUUGAUAUUAGCUUUUCGAGGAGUAGAAGCGUUCGUUCCUUUCAAACUUUUUUUCUUGUUAUACAGUUGGUGAGUCUCUGAAAACUUGAACUUGUACAUCCUAGCAUAGUAACUAGCAGAGAAAAUAGUUAAGCUCUAUAGUAAACACCAUCAACACCAUCUUAAUCAAACAUGAAAGUUGCAAAGAAAAUUUUGUAGUGAUUGUCAAAUGUUACCAAACUUAUCAGCUUACUUAACCAGAAUAUGAACCUUCUGCUGUAUUCUGUUGUGCCAACUUGUAAUAAUAGAUCUGUUUUGGGCAGGCAUCCUGUAAAGU